CCGCACACGAUUUCGCACCGGCGACAAACACACGCGUCCACUCAUUAAUUCCCAACGACAAUGAGCACCGGUCACUUAAUUGCUGACCGACUCCACUAAGUCUGAAGCCGGCGGAUCCAAAAAACCUGCAGCUGAGCCGACGGCGAUGGUGGAGGACCGACUUCAGCUGCCUGGCGAGUGCGCCGCGUGCCGACGCAGCAUCUGCGAUCGCUACAUAAUGCGCGUGGCCGACGCAAACUACCACGAACGCUGCCUUCUGUGUUGCGCGUGUGGCGCGCGUCUCGCGCACUCGUGUUUCACCAAGGACGCCAAACUCUACUGCCGCAUCGAUUACGACAGGUGGGCAAAAAUGUUGUACGCCAAGAAGUGCCUGGGCUGCUCGGAGAAGGUGAGUCCCGAGGAGUUGGUGAUGCGGGCGCUCGACAGCGUCUUCCACCUGCGCUGCUUUGUGUGCGUCGUGUGCGGCGGUCGCCUCCAGAAGGGCGACCAGUUUGUAAUCAAACAGGGCCAGCUCUUCUGCAGACCCGACUACGAGAAGGAGGUCGAAAUGCUGCAGGGAUACGCACCAGGUGAAUUCCCAUGUGAUGAUCUGAUUGCCACUUCCACUCGUCCCCAUGACGGUAGACGAGGCCCAAAACGACCCAGAACAAUUUUGACCACCCAACAGAGGCGGGCUUUCAAAGCUUCCUUUGAACUCAGUCCGAAGCCGUGCAGAAAAGUUCGCGAAACCUUGGCCAAAGACACAGGUCUCAGCGUCAGAAUCGUGCAGGUUUGGUUUCAAAAUCAACGAGCGAAAAUGAAAAAGAUCCAGAAGAAAGCACGGCAGGACGGGAAAAUUCUGAAGGACAGCGAAGAUUCGGAGCCGGGAAACAACAACGGCACCAAAAGCUGCAAAAUCAAAGAGGAGCAGGAUCAGAGUCCGCAAGGCGUCGGCUAUCUGAAUGACUGCAGCAGCGACACAGAGGCCGGAAGUUUGGCCAUCGAAGGCUACGGCGGGGACGUUGAUGGAGCGUCUCAUUACCUGCCCCUCAAAGAAGAUGCGCCCGGCACGCCUGACCCAUCUGAAGUUGCCUCCCUGUUCUUCAAACACCAGGAAUUCGCAGCAGUCCAAGCCAGUCACCAGCACCUUGCCAAGCUGCCAGGAAACACGGGACCCUUCCUCUCCGCCUUCCCUUACGCCAACUGCCCCCCGGAGGCGGCAAUGGCCGGGGGUGGAACGAUGUUCGCCGGCCACCACCACCACCAUCACCACGCCAUGACCCCGUCGCUAAACCCCAUCGACCGGCUCUACUCGAUGCAAAACUCGUACUUCUGCGGCGAGGACGCCUCCGCACUCACCGAGCAGUGAGCUGAAUUUUUUGCAAGCGGCCCUUUUAGUUGCAAAGACUGAUAUGUGUGGAGGAAAACCCCUUUUUAGUUGCAACAUAGGCACUCACUCGAAAAUCGAUUUAUGGUUCUAGUCAUAUGAUUAUUGUUAGUGCGGGCAAAUAAUGCUCUCUUCUAUUUGUGUCAAUUUUUGAUUCGGGGAGUUUGAUCAAUGCUCGUUUAAUCAGUGUCUCCUCGUCGGCUACAUUGAUGUGUCAACGCAGUUCAAUAAGGGCAGAAAUAAAUGUUGAAGCAACUGAAUUUGAUGUUGAGUUGAUUUU
Messenger RNA from Neocloeon triangulifer, 1646 nucleotides. RefSeq names its product LIM homeobox transcription factor 1-beta-like. The transcript has 7 exons. Gene Ontology annotation, cellular component: nucleus. Gene Ontology annotation, biological process: regulation of transcription by RNA polymerase II; neuron differentiation. Gene Ontology annotation, molecular function: RNA polymerase II transcription regulatory region sequence-specific DNA binding; DNA-binding transcription factor activity, RNA polymerase II-specific. The coding region runs from base 146 to 1348 and encodes 400 amino acids. NCBI's taxonomy places the organism in Eukaryota, Metazoa, Arthropoda, Insecta, Ephemeroptera, Baetidae. The record is from RefSeq and is a predicted model, not a curated record.